CCAUUUCAAGAACUUAUUACAGCAAAAAAUGAUCUGACACUUAAAGACGCUUAUCACAUUUUACAACGUAGUAAAAAAGGUUUGUUAAUUUUCUUAUUCUAAUGGACAAAAUCGAAUUUUCUUCGGGAUAGGGAGAAGCCUAGUUAAUGUCAUUUUUGAAACUCCUCCGUGAUAAACGAAAGUAGUAACAAUAUGAAAAAAUAGUUCUGAUUACCUCAAAUCUCGAAAGACAAAAUGUAUAGAAAAAAAUACAAUCACGAACUAUAAAACACGAAAAACAACAUUACUAAUCUCUCAGUUUAUUUCAUACACAUAUCUUUUAUCACUGAAAUACUGUAAUUUAUAUUUUAUUAAUGCACCCAUAUUGUUCUACAUUCAUAAAUGAUGUAUCUUCGUCAUAGUUGUACGUGUUCUACAUAUCACACGAGUUACAUACAUUCAAUUAUUUAUCUAGGGGUAUUUUUCAAAACAUAGUUUUCAUUUACUUCAGAUCUAUACUUCAAUUAAGACAAUAACGGAUAUAUUUUUUUCAUAGUUUUUACAGUAGAAGUCCAUAGAUUGUUAUAUCAAUUUUAAAACAUAAAAAUCGAGUAGAUUUAAUAGUCCUAUUAUUAAUACAGUAUUCUAGUAACUAAAAUUAUUAGUUAGGUUUAUCUAAUAUUUUUUCUAUUUUAGGUAAAUUACCUAUCAUUGAUUCCGAUGGUAAUCUUGUUUCAUUAAUUGCUCGUACUGAUUUGGAAAAAAAUCGAGAUUAUCCAUUAGCAUCAAAAGAUAAUCGUCGACAAUUAUUAUGUGGAGCUGCUAUAGGUACACGAAAAGAAGAUGAAAAACGUCUUGAAGCUCUCGUACAAGCCGGUGUUGAUGUUAUUGUACUGGAUUCAUCUCAAGGAAAUUCUAUUUACCAAAUUGAUAUGAUAAAACGUAUAAAAAAAUUAUAUUCACAUAUACAAGUUAUUGCUGGAAAUGUUGUAACACAAGCUCAAGCAAAAAAUUUAAUUGAUGCUGGUGCUGAUGCACUUCGUGUUGGUAUGGGUAGUGGAUCAAUUUGUAUAACACAAGAAGUUAUGGCUGUUGGCCGUGCUCAAGCAACAGCUGUAUUUAAAGUAGCUGAAUAUGCCCGUCAAUUUGAUGUACCAAUUAUUGCUGAUGGAGGAAUUUCAUGUGUUGGACAUAUUGUUAAAGCAUUAACAUUAGGAGCUUCUAGUAUUAUGAUGGGUUCUUUAUUAGCUGGUACACAUGAAUCACCCGGUGAAUAUUAUUAUCAAGAUGGAGUUCGUCUUAAGAAAUAUCGUGGUAUGGGUAGUCUUGAAGCAAUGAAUGCAUGCCAAGAAUUAUCUGCUGCAAGUCGAUAUUAUUCUGAAACUGAUCAUAUUAAAGUUGCUCAAGGUGUUUCAGGAAGUGUUGUAGAUAAAGGUAGUAUUCAUCGAUUUAUUGGUGGUUAUCUUUAUACAGGUAUACAGAAAUCACUUCAAGAUAUCGGUUGUCAAUCUAUUGAACAAUUACAUAAAGAAUCUCAUCAAGGAAUUCUUAAAGUUGAAAAACGUACAGCAUCAGCUCAGGUUGAAGGUGGCGUACAUAAUUUACAUUCAUAUGAAAAAAGACUUUUCUAA
Molecule: messenger RNA, 1610 nt
Organism: Adineta steineri
Lineage: Eukaryota; Metazoa; Rotifera; Eurotatoria; Adinetida; Adinetidae
Source: the annotation of a GenBank genome assembly